Messenger RNA from Terrapene triunguis (Three-toed box turtle), 1278 nucleotides. RefSeq names its product trafficking protein particle complex 12 (gene TRAPPC12). Gene Ontology annotation, molecular function: protein binding. NCBI's taxonomy places the organism in Eukaryota, Metazoa, Chordata, Testudines, Emydidae. The transcript is spliced from 10 exons. The record is from RefSeq and is a predicted model, not a curated record. Gene Ontology annotation, cellular component: Golgi apparatus; TRAPP complex. Bases 19 to 1158 code for a protein of 379 amino acids.
GAUGCGGUAAAAGACUUAAUGCUCCGUUUCCUGGGUGAGCAAGCAGCAGUGAAGAGACAAGUUUUAAAUGCCAGUUCCGUAGAACAGUCUUUUGUAGGCUUGAAACAGCUAAUUAACAGCAAAAACUGGAGAGCAGCAGUUGAUCUGUGUGGACGACUUCUGACUGCCCAUGGUCAAGGCUAUGGCAAAAAUGGGCUACCUACUAAUCAUACAACAGAUUCUUUGCAGCUAUGGUUUGUGAGACUAGCACUGUUGGUGAAGUUGAAUCUUUUCCAAAAUGCAGAAUUGGAAUUUGAACCAUUUGGAAACCUGGACCAACCUGAUCUCUACUAUGAAUAUUACCCUCAUGUAUACCCAGGACGCAAAGGUUCCAUGGUUCCCUUUUCCAUGCGGAUUUUACAUGCUGAACUUGAACAGUACCUAGGAAAUCCCCAGGAGUCACUUGAUAGACUGCACAGCAUGAAAACAAUCUGCACAAAGAUAUUAGAAAAUUUGGAGCAAGGUUUAGCAGAAGAUGGAAGUAUGACUAACAUUACACAAGAGAACACACAAGCCUCUGUUGAGCUGUGGAGGUCACGUCUGGGCCGGGUGAUGUACUCCAUGGCAAACUGUCUGCUAAUGAUGAAGGACUAUGUGCUUGCUGUAGAUGCAUAUCACACAGUCAUCAAAUAUUACCCAGAACAGGAACCUCAGCUGUUGAGUGGAAUUGGAAGGAUUUUUCUUCAGAUUGGAGAUAUAAAAACUGCAGAAAAAUAUUUUCAAGAUGUUGAGAAAAUGAGUCAGAAAUGGGAUGGACUACAGUACCAAAUUAUGGUUUUAAUGAACAGAGCAUUUCUCCAUCUUGGUCAGAAUAACUUUGCAGAAGCUCACAGAGCCUUCACGGAAAUUUUAAGGAUUGACCCUGCAAAUGCUGUGGCUAAUAACAAUGCGGCUGUAUGUUUGCUUUAUCUGGGAAAGUUGAAGGAUUCCCUUCGGCAGUUAGAAGGAAUGGUUCAGCAGGACCCUAAACACUACCUACAUGAGAGUGUUCUUUUCAAUUUGACAACUAUGUAUGAAUUAGAGUCAUCCCGCAGUAUGCAGAAGAAGCAAGCACUGCUUGAGGCUGUAGCUGUCAAAGAGGGUGAUAGCUUUAACACUCAGUGUCUCAAGUUAGGAUAGUUUGUUUUCAUCUACCAAUUUUUUUUAUGAAAGGCGAAUUUUUAAAAUUGUACAUACUCUCGCUAAUAUGUAAAUGUUCCUCUUAUGAAUGAAAUGAAAUAAAAUCUCUUUAAUUAUGAA